Messenger RNA from Larimichthys crocea (large yellow croaker), 3323 nucleotides. It is a transcript of the gene inhbab, whose product is annotated as inhibin subunit beta Ab. Gene Ontology annotation, molecular function: cytokine activity; hormone activity; growth factor activity. NCBI's taxonomy places the organism in Eukaryota, Metazoa, Chordata, Actinopteri, Sciaenidae. The transcript has 2 exons. The coding region runs from base 1207 to 2391 and encodes 394 amino acids. Gene Ontology annotation, cellular component: extracellular region. The record is from RefSeq and is a predicted model, not a curated record.
GUCACCAUGUAAAAUACAUCCAUCCAUUAUUUGUAACAGGUUAUCCUCAUCAGGGUAUAAAAAUACAUGUGUGUGUGAAUGAUUCAGACGUUUGACACUGCAGCUUGAGUAAACAUCCAGCAGAGAGCAGCAGAGCUCCAUACUGUAACAGACCUAAAAAAACAUAAAACACUACAGUACAGACAUGUAUUGACUUUAAUUACAUGAUGAUGAAGCUGAUGAUGUGCCCACAGUGGUUAUUGCUGUGGUUUUGAUGAAGCUCAUGUUUGUGUUUGUGAAUGUGAAAGUGUAAAAACAGUUUUAAAAUGUAUGACGAAAACAAUAAAGGUCUUAAUUCAUCUUAGAUCACCUGGACAGACGAGUCAUCAUCAGAUCAACCAGUAUGUCAUAAAGGGAACCAGUUAGUGUCUACGUGUUUCAUGUCACAGCUCAGGUGAGGAGGACGCUGUAACACCUGACUCCCACCAGCAGAGGACGUGCUGAUGUCACUGCGUGUGUGUGACAGUCUGUUCUGAGCGUGCUCCAUCUGCUCUGUGCAGGACUCUGCUAACAACAAAGUCUAUAAAAAAUUAAUUUCACACCAACAGAGUUUCUCCUCCACGUGAGGUGAUGAUGACACUGUGCUGAGUCAUCAGUGUGUGUGUGUGUGUGUGUGUGUGUGUGUGUGUGUGGUAUGAAUGAAUCAGGGACUCUCUCUUCCUCCUCGUCUCUCCUUCCUCCUCCUCUCCUGUCGUGACGUUCUUUUAGGAGGAAAACACCACAAACAGUCCAGAGAUAUUCUGAGAGUAUGUGUUACUAUGUGUGUGUGUGUGUGUGUGUGUGUGUGUGUGUGUGUGUGUGUGACUCACAGGGAAAUACCUCUGUGCUGUGGUGGGUGGACGGGUGGAUGGAGGGAGGGAUUAAACCGACACAGAGGUAUAAUUACAGUAACAGAGCAGAGGGAACGUAGACUGACCCUGCAAACAGUGUUCAUACAGAUCAGACCAGCAAACCAUCAGGACCACAGAAGACUAAUUGGGACCGGAUUCAAAGACCAGAAUGAGGACCAGAACACUCUGUAAACUCUGCUGAACUUUCCAUUGGAUAUCACCACAAACACCAGUGAACUGCUGGACUCUACUGACUCCACUGUCGGACUCUACUGACUCCACUGUCGGACUCUACUGACUCCACUGCUGGACUCGGAAGCGUCACCCAGAACACAUCAUGUCCUGUCUGUUUGUCGUGGUUUUCUUCAUGGCCAUCGGUCUUCUUGUCAACACCUCUCCAACAGUCUCUCCAGCUCCGGAGCUGGAUGUCACGUCUCAGCUCCAGGAGGGUGCGCUGUCCUCAGACUGUCCGUCCUGUGCUCUGAUGAGGAGGAACUCGUCUUCAUCAGGAGGACAGAGCGACAUGGUGGAGGCGGUAAAGCGUCACAUUCUGAACAUGCUGCACCUGAGCGCUCGGCCCAAUGUAACACAGCCAGUCCCGCGUGCUGCACUGCUUAAUGUCAUCAAGAAGCUGCAUGUUGGCCGCGUGGCCGAAGAUGGCAGCGUAGAGAUCCAGGAGGAGGGCCGGGGCCCCGGGGCCCCUGUUCCACCCGAACCACCAUCUGAAAUCAUCACCUUUGCAGAGCCAGGAGACACUCUGAACACGAUGACCUUUGACAUUUCGAAGGAGGGUGACAGCUUGUCGGUGGUCGAACAGGCAAACGUCUGGAUUUUCCUGAAGGUGUCGAAGGGAAACCGAGCAAAAGGCAAAGUGAUGCUGCAGCUUCACCAUGAUGAUGAGGAGGACUGUGUUUCAGAGAAGAUGGUGGACACGCGUCGCAGUGGCUGGCACACCCUCGGUGUGUCUCGCAGCAUUCAGACCCUGUUGGACAGCGGCAGGAGCUCGCUUGGCCUGCGGGUUUCCUGCCUGCGGUGCACCGAGGCUGGAGCCUCACCCAUCCUGGUGCCCACCAAUUCAGAGCAAGCCGGAGAGCGAGAUCAGUCUCACAGACCGUUUCUCAUGGUAGUGCUGCAAACUCAAGAGGAGGUGACACAACGAAGAGUCAAACGUGGUCUGGAGUGUGAUGGGAAAAUACGUGUCUGCUGCAAACGGCAGUUUUAUGUGAACUUUAGGGACAUCGGCUGGAACGACUGGAUUAUCGCUCCAUCUGGUUACCAUGCCAACUACUGUGAGGGCGACUGCCCAAACCACAUGGCGAGCAUCAGCGGCUCAUCACUCUCCUUCCAUUCAACAGUCAUCAAUCAUUACCGUAUGAGGGGCUACAGCCCAUUUCAAAACAUCAAGUCGUGCUGCGUGCCGACAAGGCUGCGCGCCAUGUCGAUGCUCUACUACAACGAAGAGCAGAAGAUCAUCAAGAAAGACAUCCAGAACAUGAUCGUGGAAGAGUGCGGCUGCUCAUGAACAGAAAACACUUAAGAAACACAUCAUGUUCCUGUAGGAGACACAUUGGAUCAGACAGAGUAUUUAUGUUUCGUGACAAAGCAUCACAAGUGUUUCUUACUGGGAGAGACUCUUUUCCACAUUGGAAUGACCUGAGAAUACUAUGCAACAUUUAUAUCUCUCUGUCUGUCUGUCUGUUGUUUUCUAUUGUCUGUCUGUUGUUUUUGAGAAUUUUAGCUGGAUCAUCUCUGGUGCUCCUGUGACGGAGCACUUUGUUGGUUGAUGAAGUUUAAAUAACAAAGAUACUCUAUCAAUAAGAACUCAGAGGUCAGAGGUCAAACACAAACCUCGGCUCUCUGUGCUCACAGAUUUACUGGAGAUGACCCAACUAAUGUCUGAAUGAAUUUAGUUGAAUGAAGUGAUGAAGGUGUUUGUAUGUCAGCAACCACGUUAAUCUGAACCUGUGCAAUUCUCUGGACUCAUGGUGUCUGCAGCCACAGCAAAACACGGCAGUCGAGUGGCACAUGCUUGUGUUGAAUUGUAUGUUCUGAGUUGUUCUUAGACAUGAGCUGCUUCUGUACCAGAGUAACUCCUGGUCCUCAGCUUAGUGUAGAGUAGCCACACCACACACAUUCUGACCUAACUUCUUGACAACUCAGAGACGAUCUGCUGAUUAAACAGAAGAGGCUGUGGACGUUAUCACACACCUCUCCCUGUGAUCACACCUUAGGGGUCUGUGAUCUUCUUCUGUGGAAAGAAAAGUCCAGAGAACUCCUGAGAUGAGUGGAUGAGCUCUGGUAUUAGAAGAUGGAGUCAGAGCUGAGAGGAAGGUGUUGACCUCUCCAUCAUCUAUGAGUGGAGAUUGUACCUGUGGACAGACCACAGACCAGACUACAGUCUGUUCCAGUCCAGUCUAUCAGUUAGUCCAGCCAGUCAGUCCAGUCCAGUCCAGU